Messenger RNA from Staurois parvus, 601 nucleotides. Lineage: Eukaryota; Metazoa; Chordata; Amphibia; Anura; Ranidae. The record is from the annotation of a GenBank genome assembly.
GAGAAGGCGCUGCGCAACCGGGAGUUGGUCCGCCGACACCGCAUCGGCUGCCGCCUGCAGUGCUCCUCCUCCGGGGACCCGUCCGCUGUGCCCCGGGAGUCGGGGGCCGUGCAGGACCUGAGCUUCUUCCACAUGGUGCUGGAGCGGGCGGCCUGUGUGCGGCGCUGUGAGGAGGAGCGGAUGGGAGCCCCGGCUGUGCGCUUUGGCAUCGGAGAGGAGCUGGAGCUGGAGUUUCAGCAAGAGGAGUCCCUACAACUACCUCCAGGUGGCCUACUUCAAGAUCCACAAACUAGACAAGGCCGUGGCGGCAGCACACACCUUUUACGUAGGGAACCCCGAUCACAUGGAGAUGCGGCAGAACUUGGAGUAUUACAAGAUGAUGGAGGGGGUGUCAGAAUCCGACUUCAAAGACUUGGAAGCCAAGCCUCAUAUGCAAGAGUUCCGCAAAGGAGUUGGCUAUUACACAGAUGAGGAGUAUGCCAUUUCCAUUGUCCACUUUGAAAAGGCCAUGGAGGAAUAUUUUUUUGCAGACCUUGAAUGUCGCAGUCUUUGCGAAGGACCCUAUGACUAUGAAGGUUACAAUUAUAUGGAUUACAAUGCA